AUGCCGCCAACCGCCCCCACCCUAGAGUUCAACUACGACAUCUCCUGCCCUUUCGCAUACAUAGCCUCCACACGCGUCCAAUCCCUUGCCCAACGCACGCAUGCAGAUUUAAUCUACAAACCCGUCCUGCUAGGCGCCAUCUACCGCGCAACAUCCGCGCCCCAAGGCGCCGGCGGCUCCGCCUCUGAUGUCUUCAACUCAGCGAAGAAGGCCGUUACAGCACAGGGUAUGCAGCGCACACUCCGCAGAUACAACAUCAGAUACAAUCCACCGCCACAGCACCCCCGCAAAACAGUCAAUGCACUACGUUUGUUGUACUGUGUGCAAGACCAGGAAAAGAGGAGAAAAGAGUUGGAAAAGAGUACCGAAGAAGCGAUUCAGAGGGGUGCUUUUGGUGUUCCAGGGUUCUGGAUCUCGGAUGCGGUGUGGACGGGGGCUUGUGGCGAGGAGAAGAAAGGGAGGUUCUUUUGGGGGCAGGAUCGUAUGCAUUUUGUUGAGGCGACGUUGGUUGCGCUUUCUUCUUCCGAGAAGGGGAAGCAGUGGAGUGAUGUCCCUGGACUCAAAAGUCUGAUGCCUCGCUGCGUGCCGAAGAACACUCCUCACGGACGUGUCAAGCUGGAGUUUUGGUUCGAUUUCAGCAGUCCGUGGGCGUUUUUGGGGUACACGCAACUGGAAAGACUGAAGAGUAACUUUGGUUCGGGACUGGAGGUUGUCAUGAAGCCAUUCCUACUCGGUAUCCUGUUUAGAGAGAUCGGCGCGCCGAAUCUACCAGGGUCGGCAGUUAGUCCUACGAAGGCGAAGUGGUCGAGACAAGAUCAUGCGGACUGGACGGAGUACUGGAAUGCUGUCAGUGCGCAGGAUGGCGGUCGACAGGUCAAGUUCCACUGGGCGGAUACGUUCCCUAUUCGGACGCCGACUGUGUUGAGGGUUGCUAUCGUGGAGCCGGAGACUACGAAAUUAUUGUUCGAAGCAUGCUGGUCCCACAACCAAAACGUCUCGGACGAUUCUGUCCUCCGCAGUGUUCUUGACCAAGGUGGUUUCAAUGGUGCUGACCUCAUCGCGCGCGCGAACGAGCCCGAUGUCAAAGCCAAACUACGGACUUUGACUGCAGAGGCAAAAGACCUGGGUCUUUGCGGCGUACCUACGUAUCGUGCGUUGAGGCAAACAGAUGCGGGCGAAUGGAAAGCAGUUGGCGGGUUGGUGUGGGGACAGGAUGAGAUCAAUGUUGUAGAGGACUUGAUUGCUGGGUGGAAUCCCGAGAGCUCGAAUGAGGUUGCCGAGGUGGCAAAGGUAGAGAAGGGCGCGAGUGCGAAGUUGUAA
Alternaria novae-zelandiae is the source of this 1320-nucleotide messenger RNA. RefSeq lists its product as uncharacterized. Bases 1 to 1320 code for a protein of 439 amino acids. The transcript has 3 exons. Gene Ontology annotation, cellular component: mitochondrion; peroxisome. Lineage: Eukaryota; Fungi; Ascomycota; Dothideomycetes; Pleosporales; Pleosporaceae. The record is from RefSeq and is a predicted model, not a curated record. Gene Ontology annotation, biological process: glutathione metabolic process. Gene Ontology annotation, molecular function: glutathione transferase activity; glutathione peroxidase activity.